CAAAACAUGUUUUUCCGAGAUAGUUUGAAAACUGUAAAAAUAAGAAAGUAGCCCUAAACAGUAAACACAGAAUCGCUUUCUGAAGCAGCAGCCGAGUUCCAAACAUGGCGGAAACCUCUGUUUCUGUAGCCGUAGAACACCUGACCUGCUAAUACUGACUUUUGAUUUCGUUUUUGCAUUGCACAUCUCCAGAAUUGAUGAUCCUGCCGGGCACAUAGCCUCCGGAUGAAUUUCUACAGCGCCUCCGCAAAAGUUGAAUGCCUUUUCGCCACCUGUGGAAUUCCCGUCUCGAAGUUUGAUGUCCGCCGCAAAAACCACCGUUCAUCGGAGUUUCGAGCUCGAUAAUUCACGCGCUAAUCCGCAACACAACCCCACAGUUAUGUGGCGGAACAUCGCCAAGCAAUUCAGUUCAAGAGCUCCGUCGAAGUCCUGCAGUUGUAAUCCACACUCAUACUCAAGCGCGUGCGGUUUUCCUAGAUUCGCCGGAGAUCCACCCUUCGUCCCCGGCGAAUUCAAGUUGAGAUUUCGAUUUAAUUCCAAUUCGUUCUCCAAGGCGAGCAUUUCUUCUCUAGGUAUUCGCAAAGUCGGCAAUAUCUCUCGGCGGGAAGAGUUUCCGCCGCUCCUAUCGGCGGCGAACCAGAUGAAUGUCAAUGGAUUGUGCUGCCGGAGCUACGCCAGUGCAGCGGAGGCGGUGGAAGUGGCGCACACUGAUGCAGAGGAGGACAACAAUGGCGGAGACUCUGUAAGUAAAGAGGUUCAAAAGCUACUAAAGGAGGCGAAAAUAGAUGAAAUAAGGCAGAACCGUACGCACUGGAGGGAACCUAACCGUAGAGGAUUAUGGAGUUCAAAGUACAGAGAACUGAAGAGGAGACAGGUUAAGAUCGAGACAGAGGCAUGGGAGCAAGCAGUGAAGGAGUACAGGGAGCUUUUGAAUGAUAUGUGUAAGCAGAAAUUGGCCCCAAAUUUGCCAUACAUGAAGAGUUUAUUCCUCGGGUGGUUCGAGCCUCUAAGGAACAAGAUUUUGGAAGAUCAGGAGCUGAUUAGGGCAGGGAAGAACAAGAUGGGAUAUGCUAAGUACUUUGAUCACUUGCCGGCGGAUAUGAUGGCUGUUAUAACCAUGCAUAAGUUAACGGCUAUGUUGAUGACCGGGGGUGAACAUGGAUCUGCUAAUGUGUUACAGGCUGCUUGCGCAAUUGGUUCGGCAAUUGAACAGGAGGUGAGAAUACACCAUUUGCUGGAGAACGCAAAGAAGAAAAAAGCCAACAAAGAUACAGUGAUGGAAGGAGAUGACUCUAAUGUAGAUAACGAGGAACAAGAUAAAUUGCGACGAAAGGUAACAACUUUGAUAAAAAAGCAAAAGCUGAAAGCAGUUAGGCAGUUGGUGGACAGACAGCUUGUGCAUCAUUCGUGGGGACAAGAGGCUGCAGUAAAAGUUGGAAGCCGCCUCAUUGAAUUGAUUCUACAAACAGCCUAUAUACAACCUCCCGUUAAUCAGUCAGCAAAUGGUACUCCAGAUGUUCGGCCUGCAUUUAUACACACAGUUAGAACUGUGACAAAGGCAAUGAACAGGAGUCAUGUCAGAAGAUAUGGGAUUAUCCAAUGCGAUCCUCUUGUUCGUAAAGGCCUUGAGAGAAACGCCAAGCACAUGGUGAUUCCAUAUAUGCCAAUGUUAGUGCCUCCAGUCAAGUGGACAGGGUAUGAAAAAGGGGCACAUUUCUAUUUACCUUCAUAUGUGAUGCGUACACAUGGAGCCCGGCAACAACGUGAAGCAAUUAAGAGGACUGACAGGAGACAACUAAAGACAGUUUUUGAGGCAUUGAAUACUCUUGGAAGCACCAGGUGGAGAGUGAAUCAGAGAGUGCUUGUUGUGAUUGACAGAAUAUGGGCUAGUGGUGGCCGGCUUGCAGAUUUAGUUGACCGGAAUGAUAUCCCUCUGCCAGAGCAGCCCGAUACAGAAGACGAAACUUCAAUUAAGAAGUGGAAAUGGAAAGUUAAAUUAAUCAAAAAAGAGAACAGGGAGAGACAUUCACAGCGUUGUGACACAGAGCUCAAACUAGCUGUUGCGCGGAAAUUGAAGGAGGAAGAAGGAUUUUUUUAUCCACACAACCUUGAUUUUCGAGGCCGUGCAUAUCCCAUGCACCCACACUUGAAUCAUUUGGGAUCUGACAUUUGUAGAGGAAUUCUAGAAUUCCAAGAGGGAAGACCUCUUGGACAUUCAGGCUUGCGAUGGCUUAAAAUACAUAUCGCAAAUUUAUAUGCCAAUGGUGUAGAUAAGUUGUCACUAGAAGGCAGAAUAGCAUUUACUGAGAACCACUUGGAUGAUAUAUUUGAUUCGGCAGAUAGACCACUUGAAGGAAAGCGCUGGUGGUUAAAUGCUGAAGAUCCCUUUCAGUGUUUGGCUGCAAGCAUAAAUCUUACUGAAGCCCUGAGAAGUCCAUCGCCUGAGACAACAAUUUCACAUAUUCCCGUGCACCAGGAUGGUUCAUGCAAUGGCUUGCAGCAUUAUGCUGCCCUUGGUAGGGACAAGCUUGGGGCAGCUGCUGUUAAUUUGGUUGCUGGGGAAAAGCCUGCCGAUGUCUACUCAGGAAUUGCUGCCAGGGUUCAUGCUAUCAUGAAGGAUGAUGCUCAAAAGGAUCCUGCAAUAUUUCCAGAUGCCCUGCAUGCAAGACUAUUGAUCAAUCAGGUGGACCGAAAACUGGUCAAACAGACUGUGAUGACAUCAGUAUAUGGUGUUACUUAUAUUGGUGCUCGAGAUCAAAUUAAGAAAAGAUUAAAAGAACGUGCCACAAUUGCGGAUGAUGCACAGAUCUUUGGUGGAGCUUGUUAUGCAGCAAAAGUUACCUUGACGGCUUUGGGACAGAUGUUUGAAGCUGCUCGGAGUAUCAUGAACUGGCUCAGUGACUGCGCAAAGAUCAUUGCAUUAGAAAACAAACCUGUUUGUUGGACAACUCCACUCGGACUGCCCGUGGUUCAGCCUUACCGUAAAACAAGAAAACAAUGUGUUAAAACAUCUCUCCAGGUUUUGACCCUGCAUUGUGAGAUGGAAAAGGUUAUGGUCAAGAAGCAGAGAACGGCUUUCCCGCCAAAUUUUGUCCAUUCCCUCGAUGGUUCACACAUGAUGAUGACGGCAAUCGCCUGCAAGAGGGCCGGCUUGAAUUUUGCAGGCGUCCAUGAUUCAUAUUGGACUCACGCGUGCAAUGUCGAUGACUUGAACCGGAUAUUGAGAGAGAAGUUUGUCGAACUAUACAGCCAGCCGAUUCUAGAGAAUUUAUUGGAAGGCUUCGAAAAUUCGUUCCCUUCACUGGCCUUCCCUCCAUUGCCAGAUCGUGGCGACUUUGACCUUAAGGAUGUACUCGACUCUCCCUAUUUCUUCAACUGAACCAUACAGCCUUCUUCCCAAAUCCUUCCUGCCGACAAUUUUAUAAUGAUUGUCUCAGCAUUCCUACAGCAUAGAGAUCGGUGUAGAGUUGUAGCUGUAUGUGUAUAUCUAUGUUUUUGUGCUUACAGCUAAGUUUAGAUUCCACUCCAAUUUCUAAGUUCAGAUCCAAUGAAGAAGAUUAGGGAUUGUAAAUUUGUACCUAGACUCGUAAAAAGGCUAAAUUUGGACAUCGCUAUGCCAAAUUUGAGCCGAGACAGUUUGUAGAAUCCAUAAGCUAUAGAUGAUUUUGGGAUUCCACCAUAUCAACAGCAAAGAGAUAUUGCAAAAUCGGAUAUCGAAGGUUGAUGAAAAAUUGGAGUAAUGUAUUUAUUGAGGAGGCAUGUGGUAAACAGAUUGCAUUUUCGAUUCUAAAAGAGAGACAUACUUGUCGAGCAUAGAAA
Messenger RNA from Andrographis paniculata, 3819 nucleotides. RefSeq names its product DNA-directed RNA polymerase 2B, chloroplastic/mitochondrial-like. NCBI's taxonomy places the organism in Eukaryota, Viridiplantae, Streptophyta, Magnoliopsida, Lamiales, Acanthaceae. The record is from RefSeq and is a predicted model, not a curated record. Gene Ontology annotation, cellular component: mitochondrial DNA-directed RNA polymerase complex. Gene Ontology annotation, molecular function: DNA binding; DNA-directed RNA polymerase activity. Gene Ontology annotation, biological process: mitochondrial transcription.